AUUAAAGAAAGACGUGAAGGAGGAAGUCAAAGAAAGGGUGGGAGGGGAUGCAGACGUCUCUGAUGGGGAAAUGGCGCAAACAGAAACCGAAGGAGGAGUUCACAAUUGUGCGGUGUGCAAAGUUGAACUGGCUGACUAUGGCUUAAGUCGACCUUUGACCUCCGGUAACUGUGAGCAGUAUGGUGUGCUUGUCUGUGAGUUCCAGGUGGACAUGAGGGUGUGCAGUUCCUGCCGCUGCCGUACAGUGCGCAAACGAUUUACUCACUGCCCAAUCCCAACAUGCCGUACUCCUCGAAAGAGGACCAAGAGACUGAGACCCGUCCCAGCAGUCUGGCAUGAUUUAGCUGCAGAAAUGAAGAGUACCGUCAUGCAAGAACUCCAACUCAAGGAGGACAUCUCUAAAUGCUGCUCUGCAUGUUUUAACCGCAUCCUGCGACGUUUGGGCAGCACAGCUCAAGCAGCGGAAUCAAGCGCCACUUCUGCAGCUCCAGAAGUGGCUUCUGGGCCGGCUGAAAGCACCAGUGAUGGCCAGGACAUAGAUUCAGCAGAAAACUCCAGAUGGACCGAAGAGGAAAUGGACAGAGCUAAGAAAGGUUUGGGCAAACAUGGCAAAGACUGGGCUGCCAUCGCCAUCAUGGUGGAGACCAAAACAGAAGCUCAGUGCAAGAAUUUUUUCUUCAACUACAAGAAAAAGUUGAACCUGGAAGCCAUUGUUGAAGAGUACAAGGAUCGGGGCGGUGAUCGUCGCACAAUAUCAACAUGUGAGAGCAUCACUUCUACAGUGACAGCUGGGUCUGAGGAGGAGGUGUCGUCCAGUGAUGAUGAGAAUGACGAGGAUAACGGUGAUGACAGCGAUACCGCCAGCGCUCCCAGUCCAACCCCUCUGCGGAUAGAAGAAGGAGAUGUGGAGCCCAGUGCUGAACGCAGGGCUCCCUCUGGGGAUACCGAAGGAGAUGGGUCAGGUCCCCUGGUGCCCGCCAGUAACUUGUUGGAGAACAACAAACAGCUGAGUGCUUCCCAGGGCAGCUUGAGGAGCAUCGACAAUGACAGCAGUGCAACCAUGAGUGCGGACGAGGGACCCCCAGGAGGUCCCAACAGCCACAACUCUCACCCUAGCAACAGCAACAGCAGUGGGGGCAGCCAGGGGUCAGCCAGUGGUGGUGGUGUUGGUGGAGGUAACACGUACGCCCCAACACCCAUGGACGUGACACCCAGGCACACGCCGCCUUCCUCAGGUCUAGGAUCCAGAGGGGGGACUCCUCAUGCUCCGGUGGCAUCACAGUUCUCUGCCCCUCGCCAAGGACCCACCCCUACAGCAGCCUCCAGCCUAUCAACAGUCAGGGCCAGUCCAGUCGGGGGACUGACCAGACCCCCAUCUGGAGAAGUGACAGUCAUCAGAGAGGUGCCUCAGUCUGGGAGCAUGAUAAUACACGACCGACUGAUCCCAUAUGGGCCACACAUGCUGCUGGAGCCCGAACACGACACCCGCUUGUCUCCCCGUCCAUCCAGCACUCACUCGGAGGGCGGUGGCAGUCGAAUGGCCAACUCCCCUCACGCGGCACAGAUGGGGGCGGGGGGAAAGCCCGGCAAGCACACCAGCGUGAGAGAUUUGAUCAACUCUGCAAUCGAACGCAACCUCUAUGAUGCUGCACCUCCUUGUGCUACGCCUCCAGACAGAAGGCCACCAAUUAUAGAUCCCAGUCGUUCUCGAGGUCCUGCGCCACAAGAUUUACGAAAAGAAAGAAAAGACCUGCCUCCUCACAUGCCAGAUCCCAGGGGUAUGAUGGGAUACCCAGUAUCCCGGCCAGGAGAUAGAGAGAUGGAAGUACAGGAUCUCUCACGUCGAGCCGACCCUCUAGAAAAGGGGCCUCAUGGGUACAAGGGCAACCCGCGUGACUUUGAAUCACAUCGCUCCCGGCCAGAUAUCUACCAGAGGUCAGCAGCAGAGCCAGCCCGUCAGAUGGUGGCGCCACCUCCCGCGCACUCUCACCACCAUCCAGGUGUGCCGAGUCAUCCAGCAGCCCAGGAUCUGGGCAAGACGUUGCAUCGGCCGGAUAGCCGUAACAAGUCACCAUCCAUGUACCAGGUUGACUCCCGAUCUCUGUCUCCCAGUGUCCGCGGAGCUCCAGGACAGAGUACUUCACCUUAUCCCCACGGCAUGGAGUCAUCAAGGUUCUCCCCAGCCACCCGCAGCAUCCCGCCACCCCCACCGCUCAUAACCAGCAGUGUACAGAGGUCUUCACCCAAGCAGGCCCGCUCCCCACCUUCUGGGGGGCACAUAAUGAUGAUGCGGGGGUCCAUCACCCACGGGACACCGGUAACCCACAACCCGGCAGGCCCCGCUCCUGCUCAUCCAAUGGCAGGCAUGGUCCGCCAGGCGGCCCCCCAGCAGGGCUCCAUCACUAAAGGCACCCCCAUGAGGGAAAUGAACCGUGGACAAGGGGGGCAGGAAGCAUCUGCAAGGAUGCCUCUGGACACAAACUAUAGAAGUACCCACGGAGCAGCCGUCUAUGACAGCGGGCAGUACCGCCAGUCGCAGGCGAUAUAUGCUAAGCAGGGACAGUUCCCUCAGGGAUCACCUUAUGGCCAGUACCAGGGGGAGCAGAACAUCAACUACAGCAGCUCCCGAGCAACGAUCAACAUAGACUACCUGACGGCCCAGCAGAUGCCUCGUGGACAGAAGGGAGAUAGAGAGGAAGGGUUGUCGCCCCGAGGUGGAAGGGAACCUGGACAUUCAGCACCGGUGCCCUCGCAUCCCCAUGCUCCCUCCUCAGCGCCAGCCUCAGCCUGGGGUGGAUCCACGUCAGCACAUGGUCAUUGGCAACCAGGGGACGGUGUUCAUGGUGGCCGGCCAGGCGCCACAGGAUGGACGUGGCAAGGCAUCACCGCACGGUGUGGUCGAGGAAUGCCUGGCCCUCCAAUGCCCACACCUCUGUCACUAGACCCCAUGGCCGGUCAGCGCCCAAGCAUCGUGGCCGGCACCGGACGACCUCCGCACCAUCCUGACCACAAGGCAGAGGUACAGAGUGCCAUAGCCGACAGUACUAGCAUGCAGCAGCAUAGGAGCCAGCUGUCGCCGCGGCAGGCAGAUCCAGGUGGCCGCCAUUCGGGAAUGUUGGGCAUGCCUGCUGACCCCAACCAGUCACGGAGACUGUCGCCUGUCCCAAGAGGCCCCUACAAGGCUGAAGCACCAUAUGACAAGAACCCACUGUCCCGAACAGCCCAGUGGGACCAACAGAUUAAGCAGAGGCAGUAUGAGGUGGAACAACACAACAGACAGGAACAGGAGCGCCGAUUGGCUGAGGCUCGAGCCUCGGCAGCCUCUCAACCUCAUCAGCCACACCCCUCACAAUCAAUGGACCCCCGCUCCUACCCAGGCUCCAGGCCCGACAGCAGGGAGCAUUACCCAAGCGAUAUGCGGGUGGAUCCUCGUCGGCAGGAGAUGUCGUCCUCCCAGGCUGACAACCAGCGUCAGAUGAUGGACGCCGUUCCCCGAGCCCUGAAUGACUCCAACUAUGUGAGGAAGCAAGUCGGGGAUGCUGGUUCGGCCAUCUUGUUGGCAGCCUUUCAGAGGGACUCUGUAGCCAGCUCCCCGCAGGUAUGUCCUCAGCCGAUGCCUGCCAACCAGACAAACCCCUCUAGCAGAAGCUCAAUGACGGCAGACAAACUCAUCAAUGCCAUCAUCAUUCAUCAGAUCAACCAGACCACCAGUGACGAUAGGACGGACCUGGUGAAGGCAACUCCAUCUCCCUUACGCCAGUCCACACCCAGCACAUCGGAGCCCUCGGUGAGCUCUCAGGGUGAGCACAGGUCGCCCGCAGAGUCCAUGGCCUAUUCGAAACCCCCUCAGAGAUACUUUGAUCCGCAGAUUAUGGAUCCUCGCCAGCGACAGAGGAUGGAGUAUGAGCAGCGGAUGGAUAUGGAACAGCGUCAGAGGCAGGAGUUGGAGUAUAGGAGACAACAGGAGGGGGAGCAGAGGCGAAUCAGUGGAGAGAGGGAGUAUCAUAGGCAGCACCAGGAGGGAGCUGACCAGAGGAGAGGUAGUGGGGACUUGGAGCAGCAUAGAAGAGAGAUGGAGAUAGUCAGAAGAAGUGAGUCAGCACAAAGAGAGAUGGAAGCAAGACAACAGGAAUCAGAGAUGGAGCAGAGAAGAUUAGAUAUGGAACAGAAGCAGCGGCAACAGCAGCAACAACAGCAGCAGCAACAGCAGCAACAACAGCAGCAGGAGAUGGCUUACAGGCAACAGCAUCAUCCCAAGAUGAGGUUUAUGGCUGCUGCUGCAGCCCAGGCUCAGGUGGAUCAGAGACAUAUACAGAGAGAACCGACAGAUGGACAGCCAGAUCAUGAAAGCCGAGGAAGACCAGAGAUGGUUGGCCGGGUCAGGAGUCAGGAAGUUGCUGCAGACCCCGCCAAAGUGGAUCAGCGUUUGCGUAUGUCCAGUAGCGACCUUGAACCGCGGGGACAUGGAUCCCAGCAGCCAGGAAGUCAGUCCUCGUCUCCGGGCUCCGCCAGUUCAGCCUCAGGAGGCAACAGUUUGAAGUUCCCGCAGGAGGCGACCAUGACGCUGGGCGACCACAUCGAUGCCAUUAUCAUCAAGGAUUAUGACAGCAGCAAUCCUCAUGCGUCAGGCUUGCAGCUACCUUUAGAUAAGGGACUUGGUUUGAUCUCACGUAUUCAGAACACCAGUGUCAUGAGUUCCAACAGCUCAAGGGACUUCCACGAAGCAAUGGAUGUGCAGCCACAGCAAGGUAGCCCGGCCACCUCUGAGCCUGGCUUGGUGGGUUCGACCUCGGACUCACGGCCCCGCAGUUAUAGUGUUCCCACCAGUCAAGGCCCAUCACCCAACUGGAAGAAAUGGGAUGGAAUGGGAGAGCGACCCACCCACACCACCCCUACACCUGGACAGACGGACUCCAUGUCCCCCUCAUCCUCAUCUUCAGCAUCUUCCAACAUGAGCAUGCCCAAGUCCAGCCACCCAGGGUUCACCCCAUCACACCCCUCUCAGCUGCAGGCCCCAUCUCCGGCUGGUGCUGGGCCAGGAGGCCCCGAUCAGUCGCGUUCUCCUCAACCUGGGCAGCAGCAGCUUCUCUCCUUCCACCCGCGGCACAGCCCCCACAACCCGGCGCAGCAGCAGGGUGGAUCCACUCAUCAUGGACUUCCUGAAGCUGCUUAUCCUCCAGCAGGUAUUCCAACAGUUGACAGUAGUGGUUCUACUCACAACUCUGGUGAGACACCCAGUCAGAGUAUCAGUGGGCUGUCUGCUCUCGACAUGAUGCAGUCCAAAAUAGAGAUGGCAUUUCGAGAUGCCACAAACGAAUCGUCCUCCCACCUUCGUGUCAGUCGAGGAGACAAACCAACAUCUUCGAGUCAGGCUACUUCUUUGCCAUCACCAUUAUCUUCAUCAAGCGGCAAAGGGAUCACCCAGAUGGCUGCCAGUUCCUCGCCUCAAGACCAACAGACUGGACGGUACCCGGGCUCCGCACCACAUGACCAGCACGGAGUCAGUUCAGUUCAUUCUUCAGAUCAAGGAGAUGAUAGUUCAGGAAUGGCUUACCACCGAGGUGGCCCGGCACCAGAAACAUCCAUGGACCCGGCUCUAUCUCCUUCUUCCAGCGUUACUUCCUACGGCAGGAAAAGAGGGAUAGGGCGACCAAGAGUAAGGCAAGAAGAUAUCAUCUCCCCAGUAGCACCAUCCUCCUCUGUUCCUUCACAGUCCAAUGCUAAGUCAUCUGCCUCGUCAGCUUCUGCAUCCCAUCCCAGCAGUUCAUCAUCCAGAGAUCGUCCAUCCCCGAGCUCGGGUCCGCCAGAAAGUUCCGGGAGAAUGGGACAUAAGCCCUCAGGAAGUGACAAGACUGCAAGGUUCUCAGCUUACGAUUUCCCAGACGACAGUCCAGACGAUGAACCCGUUGGACCUUCUCCUAGCUCCUACAUGGCGCUGUCUGCCUCAAGCCGAGGGGCAAGGAAGUGUCCUGUGGAUAGUUCUGAAGGGAAGACUUUCUGGCCUGGACCAGAUACCCAAGGAGCAGGAGAUGAUGGCAAGACAGGAGAGAACGAAGCUCAAGGAUAUGAAACAUUUUCUGCAGGACAGUCAGAGGGGUCAUCCAAACCAAGGUCUCGUUACAGCAGUCGUGUGAAUAGCAUUGAGGCAGACGCUGGAUCUGGGCUGCAUUCUUCUGUUGACAGCACAAGACCUGACAAGUCUGGAGAAGAAGGGGAAGGUGUUGAUAGUUCCACGUCUGCUGACCGCUCCAAGCCACCAAAGCAGCGGGCAGUUGCAAGAUCAGGCGGACUGGACAGUACGUCCCAGAGCGGAUCCAGCGAGGCUCUUUCAGGCUUGGAGCUGGGCCAUAGUUCUGGUGACGCUGGGUCCGACUCUCUGGCUUACGGCCAGCAGUGGAGAUCCUCACGUCCUGGACCGGACUCUGGUAUGAGUGAAGAGGCCAGCAGCAGGUCCAUCUCCAGCUCAGACCACACGGAGAGCCACGGUGGUCCUUCCCCAUCGGUGUCGGGCAGCCUGCCUUACCCUUCCAGCCAGCCAGUUGUGUCUAGCAUGAUGAGGGACCCAGACCAGACCACCUUGUGUUCCAGAGACCAGGAACCGGCACCGCUACUUUCAGCUCAGUACGAGACACUGUCGGACGAUGAUCCCGUUUAA
Molecule: messenger RNA, 6655 nt
Organism: Candidula unifasciata
Lineage: Eukaryota; Metazoa; Mollusca; Gastropoda; Stylommatophora; Geomitridae
Source: the annotation of a GenBank genome assembly